UCACACGGGUUUGGUUGACUGCCAUGGCUGCUGUGACUGCUGCCAGCAGAGUGUCCUGGCCCUGGGCUGGCCGACACGGUUCUGGCCUGGGCUUGGCCUCAGCUCUGCUGCUGUGUAAUGCCCUGGCAAGUCUCGCCGGGAGGCCCAAAGGCCCCGGCCACACGCACCUCAACUCCAUCCGCAUCGACGGGGACAUCUCGCUGGGCGGCCUCUUCCCGGUGCACGCGCGCGGCCACGACGGCAAGGCGUGUGGCGAGCUGAAGAAGGAGAAGGGGAUCCACCGGCUGGAGGCCAUGCUGUUCGCCCUGGACCGCAUCAACAACGACCACACGCUGCUCCCUAACAUCACACUGGGGGCGCGCAUCCUGGACACGUGCUCACGCGACACCCACGCCCUGGAGCAGUCGCUCACCUUCGUCCAGGCGCUCAUCGAGAAGGACGGCUCGGACGUCAAGUGCCUGGGGGGCGGCGCACCCAUCAUCGCCAAGCCAGAGAGGGUGGUGGGGGUCAUCGGGGCAUCGGCCAGCUCCGUCUCCAUCAUGGUGGCCAAUAUCCUGCGUCUCUUCAAGAUCCCCCAAGUGAGCUACGCCUCCACGGCGCCCGAGCUCAGUGAUAACACGCGCUACGACUUCUUUUCCCGCGUGGUGCCCCCCGACACCUACCAGGCCCAGGCCAUGGUGGACAUCGUCAAGGCCAUGAAGUGGAACUACGUGGCUACGGUGGCCUCAGAAGGCAGCUACGGGGAGAGCGGAGUGGACGCCUUCAUACAGAAGUCCCGAGAAGAUGGGAGUGUGUGCAUCUCACAGUCUGUGAAAAUUCAGAGAGAGCCAAGGCCAGGAGAAUUCGUCAAGAUCAUCCAACGCCUCUCAGACAACCCCAAUGCAAGAGUAGUGAUUCUCUUUGCCAACGAGGAUGACAUUAGGCGGCUUCUGCAGGCUGCGGAGCGCGAGAACAAGAUUGGCCACUUCCUGUGGGUGGGAUCCGACAGCUGGGGGUCCAAGAUCUCCCCCGUGGAGAACCAGGAGAGGGUGGCAGAGGGGGCCAUUACCAUCCUCCCCAAACGGCAGUCCAUAAGAGGAUUUGAUCGCUACUUCAUCAGCCGAAACCUGGAGAACAACCGGAGGAAUAUCUGGUUUGCCGAGUUCUGGGAGAACAACUUCAAUUGCAAACUCAACCGACAUCAAUCGAAGAAAGGCACGGGAAUCAAAAAAUGCACAAAUGACGAGAGGAUUGGGAAGGACUCUCUGUAUGAACAGGAGGGGAAGGUCCAGUUUGUGAUCGAUGCUGUGUACGCCAUGGCCCAUGCUCUCCAUAACAUGCACCAGGACCUCUGCCCGGGGAAGGUGGUCUUGUGCUCCAGGAUGGACCCCAUUAACGGCACUCUGCUCCUGAAAUACAUCCGACGCAUCAACAUCACUGGUAUUGCUGGCAAUCCUGUGCUCUUCAAUGAGAACGGAGAUGCUCCAGGCCGCUACGAGAUCUAUCAGUACCAGCGAAGGAACGAGUCGUCGGAAUACAAAAAAAUUGGCCACUGGACAGACCAGCUCCAUCUUAAUAUGACAACAAUGCAGUGGCCUGGCGGGGUGCAGCAGGUGCCCACCUCCAUCUGCAGCCAGCCCUGCCGCCCGGGCGAGCGCAAGAAGGUCGUCAAGGGAAUGCCCUGCUGCUGGCACUGCGAGCUCUGCGACGGCUACCAGUACCAGCACGACCUGACCACCUGCAAGAUGUGCCGCUUCGACCUGCGUCCCAACGCCAACCACACAGGCUGCCAGCCCAUCCCCAUCGUCAAGCUGGAGUGGAGCUCGCCAUGGGCCGUCAUCCCCGUGCUGCUGGCCAUCGCUGGCAUCAUGGCCACCAUGUUCGUAGUGGUGACCUUCAUCCGCUACAACGACACGCCCAUCGUGAAGGCGUCGGGCCGUGAGCUGAGCUACGUGCUGCUGACGGGCAUCUUCUUGUGUUACGCCACCACCUUCCUGAUGAUCUCGGCCCCCGACGCGGGCAUCUGUGCGCUGCGCCGCAUCUUCCUGGGGCUGGGCAUGAGCAUCAGCUACGCAGCCAUGCUGACCAAGACCAACCGCAUCUAUCGCAUCUUCGAGCAGGGCAAGGUGUCGGUGAGCGCGCCGCGAUUCAUCAGCCCCGCGUCACAGCUGGUCAUCACCUUCAGCCUGAUCUCCGUGCAGCUGCUGGGCGUGUGCAUCUGGUUCUCCAUGGACCCGUCCGAAGCGCUCAUCGACUACGAGGACCAGCGCACCAUCAACCCACAGCUGGCGCACGGCGUGCUCAAGUGUGACAUCUCCGACCUGUCGCUCAUCCUGCUGCUGGGCUACAGCAUGCUGCUGAUGGUCACGUGCACCGUCUACGCCAUCAAGACCCGAGGCGUGCCCGAGACCUUCAACGAGGCCAAGCCCAUCGGCUUCACCAUGUACACCACCUGCAUCAUCUGGCUCGCCUUCAUACCCAUCUUCUUCGGCACCUCGCAGUCCACAGAAAAGAUGUACAUCCAAACCACCACGCUGACUAUCUCUGUUAGCCUGAGUGCCUCCGUGUCCCUGGGGCUGCUCUACAUGCCCAAGGUGUAUGUGGUGCUCUUUCACCCGGAGCAGAACGUGCCCAAGCGCACACGCAGCCUGAAGGCGGUGGUGACGGCCGCCACCAUGUCCAAUAAGUUCAACCCCAAGGCCAGCCUGCGGCCCAACGGCGAGGCGCGCACCGAGCUCUGCCACAACCUGGAGACACAAGCCUUUGGUUCAAAACAGACAUACAUAAGCUACAGUAAUCACGCACUCUAAAGGAGCAGCCCAUCGUGUUCCAUAGACUGAACUUACAGGGAGCAGCUCUUGAUCCUUAGGCCGGGUUGAGAGUUGGAAUGAUCAGGUUCUCAGUGGACUUUAGUGGAUGGAGAAGGAAGCAGUGUUCUCUGGAGAGUGGUGAGGAAUGGCGUGUGUGGAAGCUCUGAAAGGUUGUGCAGAGGAGAUGAUUUCUGAGGCCUGGAAAGUGUACGUCUCAGUAUAAACAGUGUCAUAUCAGUCUUUGUGAGUGUGAGUGACGUUUGUGUGUGUGUGAGUGUGUGUGUAUGUAUGCAUGUAUGUGUGAGUGUGUUUGUACACAGCAUUUUAAAGAGCAGACUAAAAGAGAGAAUCUGCUCAGGUGGGUGUCUUGAUUUCCGCCCACACUGCAGGCCCUCUCCUUUUUUGUUUUGGGUGGGGAAAAAACAACUUGUGCAUUAUCUGGCAGAGACACAGACUUAGAAUGGCGGAUUCAGGGUUUAUGUGUGUGCACCCCAAAGACUUUGUGGGAUAAGAAAUCACAGAUAUGUGAUAAUGACUAUAAGUAGAGUUGGAUUAAAAAAAACUCCUGACUCAUUCCCCUGAUGUGUGUGGACAUGACUCGAGCGAUCGCAACAAAACACAUUUUGUCAAUGUUUACAGAUGUUGAGCAUGUUGGUUUGAACAUCCAUGUGUUGUGUUGUUUAAAAAAGAAAAAAAAAUCAGUGGAAUGCAUUCAAACUGUUGCUGUGUCGUUGCAGUGCAACUACUUGGUCCCUGGUCAAUUGUUGGUGAAAUGAACAAUGUUGGUUAAUUGAUCAAUUUGAGUCUGUGUGUGCUUGACUCAAGGUCACACUGUAAGUAUAGGUCCUUGGUUUUGCAGUGACAACUUUGACUUCCCCUGCCUGGAUUUCGCUGCUAGAAAUCUUUGGCCCCGAUGAACAAUUACAACUUUACUAUUGGACCUGAAAAGGCCUGCUGUCCAUGUCAUGUUCCCAGAAUCGUCCAAACCUUUACCGUCCAGGCACACCUGUCCACUGCUGACACAUUCCACGUACACAGUAAAUGUUGUGGUGUUAAUUCAACACUUAUAGAGUUGAUCUGACAUCAUUUGGACUCAAAUUAACUCUCUAAGUGUUAAAUGAGCACUGCAGAAUUUACUGUGUAACUGUACCCCAAAUAAUCAAACCACUUCAGAUAAGUCAUGGGUUUUCCACAAGUCCUGUACAAAAAUGUUUUAAAAGAAAAAAAGAUUCUGAACCCAUUUCACUUCUUAAGUUUCCUCAUCGUCCCCUUCACUAUCAACUACUUUAUUCCUAUACCUACAAGUACCUCCACACUUACAUAUGAAACAAAAAAAUCAUGAAUACACAACAAUGAAAGUGUAUACAGACAACCUCAUGGUGGAGUUUGUUAUCUCCAACCAAUUGCAGUGUCCAGAAACAAAAUAAAUAGCACAGCUGAUGACACUGUUGCCAGUUUAAACUGCCAUUUCAAGACAAGAUCAGAAAUUAACAAACAGGCUUAAGAAGUGCAUCCCUCUCACUAUUCUCAUUGUUGCUGCCUGCGGUACAAGUCGAUCAGCACUUGGAGCAGAAAUGAACUGCACAAAAGUUAUCUUGUCUUGUUGAUUCUACAACUCCAAACUAAUGUCCCUUGGUAAGUGAUAGAAGACAUGCCUCCAAGGCAGAAUGCCUCUGCAUUGCAUUACACCUACAGUAGUACACAGCACACAUAUUGGCAACGGUUGGUGUAAAGCCCAGACCAGCCCAGCCCAGCACAACCCAGCCCAGCAAACCCAACCAAGCACAAGACCAGAGGCCUAUGAAGGCAAAGCAAGGUAAGCACAAGAGUACAGUAGUUAAUGUAUGAGUCAGGCUAUGUUACGUUAUGAUAACAUGCUUCAAAUGGGUCAAAAGAGACAGCUCAUGAACAGCACAAUGACAAAACGGUGAUUGACCUCGCGAAAUACCUUGCCUGGUCACACAAGUUUGUCCUUGCCAGUGACAGACUCCUCUUAAAACAACUCACAACACUCAAGACAGCUACACAUACAAUGGCAUAAAAAAGGAAAACUGUGGUUGCUAUGGUGAACACCAGUAACUUUACACUGAGUAAAAGCAAAAUGGGGAGGAAAAUUGGAUAUUCCUGUGCUUUCUACUUGGAUUCAGUGGGUGAAAGUGGAGCAGUGUGAUGGCAGAUGACGUAGAACACGUAGGCUUACAUAUUUAGUGAUAUGGAGCCAUGCAUACAGGAACAGCAGCUAUGUCAGUGUGCACAAUGCGAUUAAUUAAUGUGUGAUGUCUGUCAGCUAUUUGCUAAAAUAAGAAAGGCUAUUGCAAUCUGAAUUGAAUGGUCUGUUUUAUUUCUCUUUUUUAAGAAACUUGGUUUAUUUGUGAUGUAAAUUCAAAAUGACUUGCUGCUUAUGUUCUCCUCCUCCAUUUGUUUUUAGCUGAAUAUUUGUGUUGCAAAAGCAAAAACAUGUUAGUGCUGACCAAAACUAAACGACGAGUUAAUGUAUGUUAUUAAAUGGAUUGGUAAUGUUUGCGUUUUGUCCUGACAGCUUAAAAAAUAAUUAAAAAAGUAAACAAAACAAAAAAAAUAACAAAAGAAGAAAAUAUGAAGCAGUGCCUGGAUAUCUACUGUACGAUGAACAAAAAAGUAUUUGUUAAAAAGUAAAAGCAAAGUA
Engraulis encrasicolus (European anchovy) is the source of this 5454-nucleotide messenger RNA. RefSeq names its product metabotropic glutamate receptor 4-like. Lineage: Eukaryota; Metazoa; Chordata; Actinopteri; Clupeiformes; Engraulidae. Gene Ontology annotation, biological process: G protein-coupled glutamate receptor signaling pathway; regulation of synaptic transmission, glutamatergic. Gene Ontology annotation, cellular component: plasma membrane. Bases 24 to 2789 code for a protein of 921 amino acids. The record is from RefSeq and is a predicted model, not a curated record. Gene Ontology annotation, molecular function: adenylate cyclase inhibiting G protein-coupled glutamate receptor activity. The transcript is spliced from 10 exons.